Messenger RNA from Castor canadensis (American beaver), 1204 nucleotides. RefSeq names its product phospholipase A2 group IIC (gene Pla2g2c). Lineage: Eukaryota; Metazoa; Chordata; Mammalia; Rodentia; Castoridae. Gene Ontology annotation, biological process: fatty acid biosynthetic process; phospholipid metabolic process; arachidonate secretion. The record is from RefSeq and is a predicted model, not a curated record. Gene Ontology annotation, molecular function: calcium ion binding; phospholipid binding; signaling receptor binding.
UCAGCUGGCAAACAAAGACAGGACCCUGGCACCCUGGACCCCUUGGUCUCCUCAGGAAUGAAGGUCAUUUCCAUCCUCAUUGUCUUCAUCUGCUUGACAAUCCCCACCUUCAGCAGCUUCUGGCAGUUCCAGAGGAUGGUCAAACACAUCACAGGGAGGAGUGCCUUCUUCUCCUAUUACGGAUAUGGAUGCUACUGUGGGCUUGGGGGCAAAGGGAUUCCUGUGGAUGAUACUGAUCGGUGCUGCCGGGCACACGACUGUUGCUACAAAAAGCUGAAGGAGAUCGGCUGCCAGCCCGUGUUGAAUAGCUACCCAUUCCACAUUGUCAACAGCACGGUGGUCUGUGGAUGUGCCCUGGGUGGCAACUGCCUCUGUGGGCUGAAGGCCUGUGAGUGUGACAAGCAAUCUGUGUACUGCUUCAAACAGAGCCUGCCCACCUAUGAGAAAAACUUCAAGCAGUUCUUCUCCAGCCGGCCCCAGUGUGGCAGGCGGAAACUCCGGUGCUAAGGAGGCCACGGUCCCCUUGUCACUUAGCAUCUGGGCUAAUGUCAUUCUUUGGGAAGCCACCUCCCACCAUCUCUGACAGGCCCCAUUACCUGCAUCUUACCCUUCAGUACUGCUGCCUUGAUGUGUCUUCUCUCUCUGAACCCAAGAGAUGAGGAGGUGACAAAUGAAGCAAAAUCCCUACCCUGAAGUUCGGCGCUUAUUCUGAUGGAGACAGACCACACUUGUCUACUAAGUAGACACAGUCUACUUAGUCACACAGUCGCAAAUUGCUGCAAAGGCAGAGAACAAGGGGAAGAGAACAGAAAUGCUGCCAGCCCCCUCCCAGGAAGGUUCUGGGAGGCGACAGGCUCCAGGAUCUACCCCAAACUCUCCUCCACCCCCAUUUCCACCUCCCUGUCAAGAUGCAGGGCAGACUGGGGAUUCAGGUCCACAGUACAGAUCUAGCUGUACUAGAGAUCACGGAAUAUAAGGUGUCGAGAGCUACACCUGGAGUUAGACUCUCAUUUGCUUGAGGUCUGCCUUCUGAAAAUCUCAGGCAGGAAAAAUUGAUGGCAUGUUCAUGUCCCAGGAGACAAGGCACCAUGAGAACAUUGGCACCCAUCACUGCCAUGUGGAUGUCAUGGCCAGGAAGACGUCAAGAGAUGGAGAAGGUGUGGGAGAGCAAAUCAGAGGGAUCCCAAACUUUCACCCAAAUUUA